Messenger RNA from Momordica charantia (bitter melon), 1121 nucleotides. RefSeq lists its product as uncharacterized. Gene Ontology annotation, cellular component: nucleus. Gene Ontology annotation, molecular function: transcription cis-regulatory region binding; DNA-binding transcription factor activity. Lineage: Eukaryota; Viridiplantae; Streptophyta; Magnoliopsida; Cucurbitales; Cucurbitaceae. Gene Ontology annotation, biological process: regulation of DNA-templated transcription. The record is from RefSeq and is a predicted model, not a curated record.
AUGAGAAACAAAAGACAGCAACUUGGGGAGGGUAGUUUUGUCAUCUUUCCCCCAUCUUUCUCUCUCUUCAUCAAAAUGGGCUCUGCACCUUCUUCAUCAUCCUAGUCCUUCACUUUUCUCUCUCACAAAUGCUUAGAAGAAGAAGAGAGGAAGAAGAAAAUUAUAGGCAAAGGCAGCGAUGGAGGUUUCUGAUCAUUCUCUCUCUCUAAAAAAACCAAACCCAGAUGAAGAAGAUGGUGCUUCCAGAAAAAGAAAAGUUGUGCAAAAGACUGUGGUUACUGUAAAAAUUGGGUCUAUAAAGGCCACAACAGGGAAGUUGAAGAAUGAAGGGCCACCUCCUGAUUUUUGGUCUUGGAGAAAAUAUGGCCAAAAACCCAUUAAAGGAUCUCCAUAUCCAAGGGGUUAUUAUAGAUGUAGCACAACCAAGGGCUGUUCUGCAAAAAAGCAAGUUGAGAGAUGCAAAACAGAUGGUUCAAUGUUCAUCAUAACAUAUACUUCAAGCCAUAACCAUCCAGGUCCUAGCAUCUCCACCCUCAAUUUGGAUCAACAAUCAGAGGAGAUUCAACCCCAGCCGUUGGAUCAGAGCCAGGAUCUUGUUCCAAAUCAAGGGCAAGAGAUCAUGAAGCAAGAUCACAGCAUUAUUAUUCCAAGUGAUGGAGAAGCAAUAGAAGAAAUGAUUGAAGAAGAAGAAGAAGAAGAAGAAGAAGAAGAAGAAGAAGAAGAGGAAGAAGAAGAAGUGUUGGAGCAAACUAAUAAUGUGUCUUCUUCUUCUUCAUGUUCUCAUCAGCUCAUAAACUUGUCAGCUGCAACAAACAAGUCAGAAGAAAAUGACUUCUUUGAUGAACUUGAGGAGUUGCCCACUCCUCCACCAUUUUCAAGCUUGAAUAUGAGAGGCUACUUUUUUGAUGAAAUUAGGAUCUCUGCUGCCCCUUCUUGAUCUUUGUGCUGUUUUUCUAGUGCUCCCUUCUUCUGAUCUUUGAAAGUUGUGCAUAUUUUGCCUAGUAAUAAAAAAUAUGUCUAUUUUUACAUUUUUUAUUUUAACCACUAUUUCAAGCUUUUCCAAUUUGCCCUUUUUGUCUCUUUUUUCAUGAAAGAGAAGACCCUUUGCCCUAUUUCCUUUU